Poecilia latipinna (sailfin molly) is the source of this 7122-nucleotide messenger RNA. Its product is annotated as unconventional myosin-VIIa-like. Gene Ontology annotation, cellular component: myosin complex; cytoskeleton. NCBI's taxonomy places the organism in Eukaryota, Metazoa, Chordata, Actinopteri, Cyprinodontiformes, Poeciliidae. Gene Ontology annotation, molecular function: cytoskeletal motor activity; ATP binding; protein binding. The coding region runs from base 446 to 7030 and encodes 2194 amino acids. The transcript has 50 exons. The record is from RefSeq and is a predicted model, not a curated record.
CCGAGACUCCUGAGAUCUCCACCGCUGACCCAGACAUCAAUCAGUAACUGGGCCGCAAACGCUGCACUGCCUGUAGGAGUCUGGAGCCACAGCUUCAGCAGCUUUCUGAGGGAGGAAAAACCCUGAGAGAACAAUUUUUAAAAAACUGCAUACCAAGAGACUGGAGCAACACAAGUCAAUUUAACCUCCACCGUUUUGUGUUUUGUUAAAUAAUCCUAUCAUAUCAACUGUGGAGCAUUUACCAGAACCAGAACAGGAGGAAGGAGCAGAAUCCUUACACAGAUUGCAGUGAGACACUGAAUUUCGGCCAUCUUGAUGGAGGCGAGUCUCCCAGAGGUUCUUGGCCGAUGAUGAAAGUGUCCCACCCAGCGGUGCCUCUGAAUCCCUGCCAUGUCUCCCUCACAUGGUGACUUCUGAUGUCCUCGGGGAAACUCAGACCUGAACCAUGGUUAUUCUGCAGCAGGGGGACUAUGUGUGGUUGGACCUUAAGACAGGUCGGGAGUUUGACGUCCCCGUUGGAGCUGUGGUGAAACUCUGCGACUCUGGACAGAUCCAGGUUCUGGAUGAUGAAGGCCGGGAACACUGGAUUUUUCCCCAGAAUGCCACUAACAUCAAGCCGAUGCACCCGACCUCCAUCCAUGGCGUCGAAGACAUGAUCCGCCUGGGCGACCUCAACGAAGCUGGCAUUCUUCGCAACCUGCUCAUCCGCUACAACGAACACGUCAUCUACACGUACACCGGGUCGAUCCUGGUGGCAGUGAAUCCCUAUCAGCUGCUUCCCAUCUACACUCCGGACCAGAUCCGCCUCUACACCAACAGGAAGAUCGGAGAGAUGCCACCGCACAUAUUCGCCAUCGCAGACAACUGCUACUUCAACAUGCAGAGGAACAACAAGGACCAGUGCUGCAUCAUCAGUGGUGAAUCUGGAGCCGGGAAAACCGAGAGCACAAAGCUGAUUCUUCAGUUCCUGGCGGCCAUCAGCGGUCAGCAUUCCUGGAUAGAGCAGCAAGUCUUGGAGGCCACACCCAUCCUCGAAGCUUUUGGAAACGCCAAGACGAUCCGUAAUGACAACUCCAGUCGCUUUGGGAAGUAUAUAGAUAUCCAUUUCAACAAACGGGGCGCCAUCGAAGGGGCCAAGAUAGAGCAAUACCUGCUGGAGAAAUCUCGAGUGUGUCGACAGGCAGCCGAUGAGAGGAACUACCACAUUUUUUACUGCAUGUUGAAGGGAAUGGGUCCGGAGAUGAAGGCUAGGCUGGGUCUGGGCCUGGCCAGGGAUUACUGCUACCUCACUGCGGGUAACUGUACUGAAUGUGAUGGCCGCAAUGACCUGGCUGAUUAUUCCAGCAUCCUGUCGGCCAUGAAGGUGCUCAUGUUCAGCGAGACGGAGUACGUGGAGAUUUCGAAGCUGCUGGCGGCCAUCUUGCAUAUGGGCAACCUUCGGUUUGAAGCUCGUACGUACGACAAUCUGGACGCCUGUGUGGUUGUGAGAUCUCCUGACCUAGUGACUGCUGCUUCACUCAUGGAGGUGGAGCCGAAGGACGUGAUGGUGUGUUUGACCACUCGAACCCUCAUCACCCGGGGUGAAAGCGUCACCACGCCGCUCAGCGUGGAGCAAGGUCUGGACGUCAGGGACGCCUUCGUCAAGGGGAUCUACGGCAGACUGUUUGUCUGGAUAGUAGAUAAAAUCAAUGCAGCCAUUUACCGACCUCCUUCCUGCGAGAGUAGUGUCAUCAGAAGGUCUAUCGGACUGCUGGACAUCUUCGGCUUUGAGAAUUUUCUCAUCAAUAGCUUUGAGCAGCUGUGCAUCAACUUCGCCAACGAGAACCUGCAGCAGUUCUUCGUUCGCCACGUUUUCAAGCUGGAGCAGGAGGAGUACAACCUGGAGGACAUCAACUGGCAGCACAUCGAGUUCACAGACAACCAGGAGGCGCUGGACAUGAUCGCCAACAAACCCAUGAACAUCAUCUCCCUCAUCGAUGAGGAGAGCAAGUUCCCAAAGGGAACCGAUGCUACGAUGUUGUAUAAGCUGAACUCACAGCACAAACUCAACACCAACUACAUCCCUCCAAAAAACAGCUACGAAACCCAGUUUGGCAUCCAACACUUUGCUGGGGUGGUGCAUUAUGAGUCCAGAGGAUUUCUGGAGAAAAACCGCGACAGCCUCCACACCGACAUCAUCCAGCUCGUCCACUCGUCCAAGAACAAGUUCAUCAAGCAGAUCUUCCAGGCCGAUGUUGCUAUGUUUCUUUGUGGCUAUCAGCAGCCGAGCACCUCCGCUCCCAAGGGUGUUGAAACAAGAAAGCGUUCUCCAACUCUGAGCAGCCAGUUCAAACGUUCCCUCGAGAUGCUGAUGAGGACGCUCAGCGUGUGUCAGCCGUUCUUUGUUCGCUGCAUAAAGCCCAACGAGUUCAAGAAACCAAUGUUAUUUGACAGAGAGCUGUGUAUUCGCCAGCUGCGCUACUCCGGCAUGAUGGAGACGAUCCGGAUCAGGAGAGCAGGUUAUCCCAUCAGAUACAGCUUUGCUGAAUUUGUGGAUCGAUAUCGAGUCCUGAUGCCUGGAAUCAAACCUGCUCACAUACAGGAUGACCUGAAGGGAACCUGUCAGCAGAUAGUCUCAGCCCGGUUGGGAAAACAGGAAGACUGGCAGAUUGGAAAAACAAAGAUUUUUUUAAAGGAUCACCAUGACAUGCAACUGGAGAUCGAGAGAGAUAAAGCCAUCACCGAUAAAGUCAUCCUCAUCCAGAAAUCUGUGCGUGGAUUGAAAGCGAGGUCAAACUUUCGCAGACUCAGGAGCGCUGUGGUUUUUAUUCAGAAGGUCUGGAGGGGGUACAGGAUCAGAAAGAAUUACCAAAUUAUGAAGUCAGGUUUCAUUCGCCUUCAGGCGGUCUGCAGGUCCAGGAAGUACUACAGAAGCUACCGGAUCACUCGCUGCCGCAUCACCCUCAUCCAAGCCCGCUGCCGGGGCUUCCUUGUCCGGCAAACCUUCUGGAGACGCCUCCGAGCCGUGUUGACCCUCCAGGCCUACACCAGAGGCAUGAUAGCCAGACGCCUCUGCCAGAGGCUCAGGGCCGAGCGUCAGCGGCGCCUGGAGGCUGAGCGGCAGCGCCUGGCUGAGGAGGAACAGCUCCGGAACCAGAUGACGGUCCGGCGGGCCAAGGCAGAGGCCGAGAGGAAGCACCAGGAGCGGCUCUUCCAGUUGACCCAGCAGCAGGAGGAGCGGGAAAGGGAGGCGAAGGAGGAGGCGCGCAGGAAGAAGGAGCUGCUUGAUCAGAUGGAGAGGGAGAAAGAGCAGCCUGUCGACCACUCCGACAUGGUGGACCGGAUGUUUGGUUUCCUCGGGGACUCCGGACCGCUCCCGAACCAGGAUGGACAGGCGCCGGCUGGGUUUGAAGAUUUGGAGCAAACUCCUCGCGGUGAGGAAGCAGAAGAAGAGAUGCUGAAUGAAGCUCCGCCAUUACCCGACGAGGAAGAGGAAGAUCUGUCCGAUUACAAGUUCUCCAAGUUUGCCGCCACCUACUUCCAGGGUCUUUCCACUCACACCUACAUCAGGCGGCCGCUGAAGCAACCGCUGCUGUUUCACGAGGACGAAGGAGACCAGCUAGCUGCGUUAGCUGUGUGGAUUACUGUGUUGAGGUUCAUGGGUGACCUGCCAGAACCAAAAUGCCAGAUAGUCAUCAACGACGGCAGUGAGAAGAUCCCCGUCAUGACCAAGAUCUACGAAACCCUCGGCAAGAGGACCUACAAGAGGGAGCUGCAGGAGCUGCAGGUGGAGGAAGAGAACAGCUCCAUAGAGUCUCAGAAGAGGAACAGCGUCAGACAUAAGCUGGUGUCUCUAACUCUGAAGAGGAAAUCAAAGAUAACAGAAGAGGUCACCAGGCGGCUGACAGAGGGCAUGGACUACAGCCUGCAGGGCAACAGCAUGCUGGAGGAUCGACCCACCUCCAACCUGGAGAAGCUCCACUUCAUCAUCGGAAACGGCAUUUUACGGCCAACGCUCAGGGAUGAGAUCUACUGUCAGAUCUGCAAACAGCUCACUCAGAACCCAUCCAAAAGCAGCCAUGCCCGGGGAUGGAUCCUCCUGUCUCUCUGUGUCGGCUGCUUCGCUCCGUCCGAGAAGUUUGUCAAAUAUUUACGAACCUUUCUGAAGAACGGUCCUCCUGGUUACGCUCCGUACUGCGAAGAGAGGCUGAGGAGGACGUUUGCAAACCGCACACGAACCCAGCCGCCAUCCUGGCUGGAGCUGCAGGCGACCAAGUCCAAGAAGCCCAUCAUGCUGCCGGUGACGUUCAUGGAUGGCACCACCAAGACGCUGCUGGCGGACUCUGCCACUACGGCCUUCGAGCUCUGCAAUGCCCUGGCGGACAAGAUCAACCUGCGCGACCGCUUCGGGUUCUCCUUGUACAUCGCUCUGUUCGAUAAGGUGUCGUCUCUGGGCAGCGGCAGUGACCACGUCAUGGAUGCUGUGUCGCAGUGCGAGCAGUAUGCCAAAGAGCAGGGUGCCCAGGAAAGGAACGCCCCCUGGAGGCUGUUCUUCAGGAAGGAGAUCUUCAGCCCCUGGCACGACCCCACGGAGGACUACGUCGCCACAAACCUGAUUUACCAGCAGAUCGUCAGAGGAGUGAAGUUUGGAGAGUAUCGCUGUGAGAAGGAGGAAGAUCUGGCUGAGCUGGCCUCUCAGCAGUACUUUGUGGACUAUGGCUCUGAGAUCCUCCAGGAGCGCCUGCUCAGCCUCAUCCCGUCCUACAUCCCCGACAGAGAAGUCACCUCGACUAAGACUGCAGAGAAGUGGGCUCAGCUCAUCAUCAACGCCCACAAAAAGGGAUUAUACCACAAAAGGAGGCUGAACACUCAGAAGGUGAGGGAGGAUGUUGUGGAUUUCGCUCGGUUAAAGUGGCCUUUACUCUUCUCACGUUUCUACGAGGCCUUUAAAUUCUCAGGGCCCAGUCUGCCAAAGAAUGAUGUGAUUGUGGCGGUGAACUGGACUGGGGUUUACUUUGUGGAUGAGCAGGAGCAGGUUCUUCUGGAGCUGUCGUUCCCAGAAAUCACAGCCGUGUCCAGCAGCAGAGGAGGAAAACUGCAAGGUCAGAGUUUCACACUCGCCACCAUCAAAGGAGACGAGUACACCUUCACCUCCAACAACGCGGAGGACAUCCGGGACCUGGUGGUCACCUUCCUCGAAGGUCUGAAGAAGAAGUCCAAAUAUGUGGUGGGACUGCUGGACUGUCCAAACCCUGCUGGCGUUGACUCCACCUUCCUGAGCUUCUGUAAGGGGGAUCUGAUAAUCCUGGAUGAACAUGACGGAGAACAUGUGAUGAACUCCGGCUGGGCGCACGGGGUCAACGACAGGACCAAGCAGAGAGGAGACUUCCCUGCCGACUGCGUCUACGUGCUGCCCACCAUCACCAGGCCGCAAUACGACAUCGUGGCUCUAGUGACGAUGACUCCUGAUCAGAGGAGGGAGUCUCUCAGUUUGUCUCAGAUAAGUCUUUCUGAAAAGGACAAAUCCAAGGCCUACACCCUGGAGGAGUUUUCCUACGACCACUUCAGGCCGCCUCCGAAGAGCACCCUGAGCCGAGUGAUGAUGUCCAAAGCUCGAGGGAAGGAGCGACUGUGGAGCUGCGUCAGGGAGCCUCUCAAACAGCCGCUGCUGAAGAAAGUCCUGGCGCACGACGAACUCUCCCAGGAGGCCCUUCUGGCCUUCAUAGCUGUGAUGAAAUACAUGGGUGACUACCCGUCCAAACGGGCUCGGUCCGUCAACGAGCUCACCGAUCAGAUCUUUGAAGGAGCGCUGAAGGCGGAGCCGCUGAAGGAUGAAAUCUACUGCCAGAUCCUCAAACAGCUCACAGACAAUCACAUCAAGUUCAGUGAGGAGAAGGGCUGGGAGCUGCUGUGGCUCUGCACUGGUUUGUUUCCUCCCAGUAACAUCCUGCUGCCCCACGUCCAGAAGUUCCUCCAGGCCAAGAAGCACUUCCCGCUGGCGCCAGACUGCAUGCAGCGGCUGCAGAAAGCCCUGCGAAACGGAUCCAGGAAGUACCCUCCUCACCUGGUGGAGGUGGAGGCCAUCCAGCACAAGACCACGCAGAUUUUCCACAAGGUUUACUUCCCUGACGACUCAGAUGAGGUGUUUGAAGUGGAGUCGAGCACGAAGGCUAAAGAUUUCUGCCACAACAUCUCCGGUCGACUGAUGCUCAAAUCCUCCGAGGGCUUCAGUCUCUUUGUAAAGAUCACAGACAAGGUCAUCAGUGUGCCAGACGGCGACUUUUUCUUUGACUUUGUGAGGCAUCUGACUGACUGGAUCAAGAAAGCGAGACAUGGCUCUACAGGCGCGGUGCCUUCAUUGACCUAUCAGGUGUUCUUCAUGAAGAAGCUGUGGACCAACACGGUGCCAGGAAAAGACUCCAUGGCCGACUCCAUCUUCCAUUACUAUCAGGAGCUGCCCAAGUAUCUCCGCGGUUACCACAAGUGUUCGAGGGAGGAGGUGCACCAGCUGGCGGCUCUGAUAUACAGGGUGAAGUUUGAAGAGGACAAAUCCCAUUUCCAGAAUAUUCCCAAGAUUCUGAAGGACCUCGUCCCUCAGGACCAGAUCCGACAUCUGUCCCCAGACGACUGGAAGAGGUCCAUCAUGACGCUCUUUAACAAACAGUCGGGAAAAGCACCCGAAGACGCCAAACUCUCUUUCCUGAAGGUCAUUUACAAAUGGCCGACAUUUGGCUCCGCCUUCUUUGAAGUCAAGCAAACAACAGAUCCAAAUUACCCAGAAACUCUCCUGAUUGCCAUCAAUAAACACGGAGUCAGUCUGAUUGAUCCGAAGGCUAAGGACAUCCUGACCACUCAUCCCUUCACCAAGAUCUCCAACUGGAGCAGCGGCAACACGUACUUCCACAUCACCAUUGGGAACCUGGUGCGAGGCAGCAAGCUGCUCUGCGAAACGUCGCUGGGAUACAAGAUGGAUGACCUUUUGACCUCUUACAUCAGCCAGAUGUUGACAACGAUGACCAAGCAGCGAACAUCCAGAGGAAACAGCAAGUGAUCAGGCCACACUCCUGAACUAAAACCUACCUUUCAUUUUUCUGUCCUGUCUUAAAAACCUCACCUUUUGCCUUUAAAAUCACUCUUUCAGGA